This is a messenger RNA of Momordica charantia (bitter melon), 1311 nucleotides long. RefSeq lists its product as uncharacterized. The record is from RefSeq and is a predicted model, not a curated record. Lineage: Eukaryota; Viridiplantae; Streptophyta; Magnoliopsida; Cucurbitales; Cucurbitaceae.
GUAACCGAUGGUCGKCGAGAUUCCAAUUUCUUUUCAAUAUUUUUUACUUCGUUGAGUUCGUUCCAUCACUGGCCGGCGAAACCAGUKUUUAUUUUCUCUCACCGGGAGCUUUUUCUUCAUCACGGCGAGUGAGUAGAUCGCAUUCUUCAGAUUUUGGCUGUUGAUCUAUAUCAUGAGGACUAAAGAUGCAUCAUUAUUCAGUAUGUUUUUCAAAYAUAAGGAUAAAAGUUCUCCAUCCGAUGACGAGUCAGAGGACAUUGGCGAUAUUCUUGAAAGUGAGGUGAAUCUUUAUCUAAAUAAUGAGAAGGAGGCACGUUAUAAAAAGAUUAUUUGGGAGAAAAUUAACAAAGACUACCUUCAGGAACAAGCAGCUAAGAAACAAGGUCGCGAUGUUGCUGGAGCUGCACAUGUGGUUAAAAAGUCAAAGAAGAGGCAAAGAAAAAAGGAAGCUGCAACCAAUACCCCUGCUGAAGCUGAUACAGAAGCUACACGUGAAAUGCUAACCAAGAAGAGGCUUAGUUCGAAAGUCAACUUCGAUGUGUUGGAUGAACUCUUCUCUGACAUGCCUGUAUCUUGUUCAAACAAAAAGCAGGGAGCCUCGAACUGCGAAGAGAAUAGUUCAUUUGAUCAAAGCCAUUGUAGGGACCUCGAAGACAAUGAUCCCCAUGCGGUGUUAGAAGAGGACGUUGACACAGAACAUGAAGAUCCCACAGAAACUUAUGGUAACGAGUAUUAUGAUAUCGAAAACGAGGAAGAGUAUGGUCAUGUAUAUGGUGACUAUGGUGGUGAUGAGGAAUACUAGUUGAUUGGUCUAUCCGAAGGCGUCUUAAUUCCCCGACGUCACGAGAUAGAUUCCAAACAACAUCAAGAAGAAACAGUCCAAAGCUCUUCCUUUUUUUUCCCUUCUCUAGAAAAGGAGCAUUAGCCAAAGACUCAGAAGAAAAAGGAGAGCAGAGAGCAAAAAAGAGGAAGCAUAAAUUGGGGUCAUUUGGAUUGUGUGUAUUUCAAGAAGCAUGGCUGAAAGGGCAACAUUUUUUUUUGUCCAGGUACGACAAUUAUUGCCUUAUUGGUCUUUUCCCAAGCCUACUUUUUUCCAUCCCUUUCUCAAGAUUCACUUAAAAUAAGGAUAACAAAACUAUUUCUAUUCCAUAGAUUGUUAUAUGUAAAUGCUUGUAGUAGAUAAAAUAUAUUUAUGUUCAAACUUUCAAUACUAUUUUAUCUCUCAAGUUAACAUUCUGUUAAAGGCCCAAAUACCUAUAUAAAGCUCUUAACCCACUUCUUAAUAGCAAGUGGAUUGAGUAAUUGAAUAAU